AUGGCUUCAGUAGUAGCAGACUUGACAUGGCUAUUAGGAAUGCUCAAAGAAAUUGGUCUCAAGUUUGAACUCCUAGUAACUAUUUACAGUGACAACAAAGCUGCAAUUCAAACAGCAACUAAUCCAGUUUUCCACGAAAGAAUAAAACAUAUUGAGAUAGACUGUCAUUUUAUAAGAGAGAAGAUACAACAGGGACUUGUGAGGACUGAAUAUAUUAAUACCAACGAGCAGCCAACUGACAUUCUUACAAAGGGGCUAAACAAAGUUCAACACCUGCACUUAAGGUCCAAGCUAGGGUUACUUAAUAUAUUUACUCCACCUAGCUUGAGGGGGAGUAUUGAAUAUAAUGACAAGAAUGGGAAGGAAAACAACUUUCCUCCAUUUUUAAAGAAAAUGGAAAAGACUUCCAAGACCGUUCCCCAGAAAGAAACUCCUUCAACUUCGCGACCGACUACUGAGACCGAUGAGACCGUUUCUCGUGCUGCCGUCGAUGAACCAGUACCUGAACCCCCUUUGAAAAUGUUCAUCCCCGGGGGAUGCUCGGUCAACAUCAAUUUCAAUGUUGAAAAGCCUUCCUCCGUACAAGGCCGGUGUGAUGAGCCGUUGCUCGGGUCCCAAACGCUGUCCCUCGACUCAAGGAGUGGGUUGAGGGUAUCGUAUCAUAGAUGCCCUAUUCCGAGCACACAUGGCGCAAGUUCUCAAAGGGCCGUUGGGAGGCUCGGUCCUACGGGGGCCACUAAACUAGAGAUCCGUGAGGCCGAUCUGCCGCAAGCUAGGGAGGUCGAUGAGGGGACCAGGGCCGAGGCUUCCCGAGAUGCGGGCAGUUCCUCGAAGGAGGCAUUCAGUGUGAUAGACAUCACCGAGUCACCCUCGUUCAUCGAGUCCAUGUACAACGAGGCUCAAAUGGUGAUAGAGUGCCCCAAUUAG
This is a messenger RNA of Nicotiana tabacum (common tobacco), 927 nucleotides long. Lineage: Eukaryota; Viridiplantae; Streptophyta; Magnoliopsida; Solanales; Solanaceae. The record is from RefSeq and is a predicted model, not a curated record.